This is a messenger RNA of Apaloderma vittatum (bar-tailed trogon), 6113 nucleotides long. RefSeq names its product sortilin-related receptor, L(DLR class) A repeats containing (gene SORL1). Gene Ontology annotation, biological process: protein targeting to lysosome; protein retention in Golgi apparatus; post-Golgi vesicle-mediated transport. Gene Ontology annotation, molecular function: protein binding. Lineage: Eukaryota; Metazoa; Chordata; Aves; Trogoniformes; Trogonidae. The annotation marks the transcript as partial. Gene Ontology annotation, cellular component: membrane; Golgi apparatus. The transcript is spliced from 42 exons. The record is from RefSeq and is a predicted model, not a curated record.
CGUUUGCUAGGCAGCUCGCAGCCGCCGUCAGUCCAGCUCUGGGUUUCCUUCAACCGCAAGCCGAUGCGCCUGGCACAGUUUGUAACCAAGCAUCCAAUUAAGGAAUAUUAUGUUGCCGAUGCCUCGGAGGACCAGGUGUUUGUGUGCGUCAGCCACGAUGACAACCGUACCAACCUCUAUAUCUCAGAGGCAGAAGGCCUGAAAUUCUCCCUAUCUUUAGAAAACGUGCUCUACUACAGCCCGGGAGGAGCUGGCAGUGACACCUUGGUCAGGUAUUUUGCCAACGAGCCCUUUGCAGACUUCCACCGCGUCGAAGGGGUGCGAGGCGUCUACAUCGCCACCCUGAUCAACGGCUCCUUCAGCGAGGAGAACAUGCACUCCGUCAUCACCUUCGACAAGGGGGGCACCUGGGAGCUGCUGCAGCCCCCGGCACAGACGCGCUACGGGGAGCGGAUAGACUGUGAGAUUUCUCAGGGCUGCUCUCUCCACCUGGCCCAGCGCCUGAGCCAGCUGCUGAAUUUCCAGCUGCGGAGGAUGCCCAUUCUCUCCAAGGAGUCGGCGCCGGGACUGAUCAUCGCCACCGGCUCCAUCGGCAAGAACAUGGCGAGGAAAACCAACGUCUAUGUGUCGAGCAGUGCAGGAGCAAGGUGGAGAGAGGCGCUGUCUGGACCCCACUAUUACACUUGGGGUGACCAUGGUGGCAUUCUGGUGGCCAUUGCUCAAGGCACCGAGACCGACCAGCUCAAGUACAGCACAAACGAAGGGGAAACCUGGAAAACAUUCACUUUCUCAGAGAAGCCGGUGUUUGUGUAUGGCCUGCUUACCGAGCCCGGGGAGAAAAGCACCAUAUUCACCAUCUUUGGCUCAUACAAAGAGAAUGGGCACAGCUGGCUGAUACUGCAGAUCAACACCACUGACGUGCUGGGGGUCCCUUGCACCGAGAACGACUACAAACUGUGGUCACCCUCCGACGAGCGAGGCAAUGAAUGCCUACUGGGGCAUAAAACCGUUUUCAAAAGGAGGACUCCUCAUGCGACCUGUUUCAAUGGGGAAGAUUUUGACAGGCCUGUCAUGGUCUCCAACUGCUCUUGUACAAGGGAAGACUUUGAAUGUGAUUUUGGCUUUAAACUGAGUGACGACUUAUCGUUAGAAGUUUGUGUUCCUGACCCUGAAUUCGCUGGGAAACCGUACGACCCGCCAGUCCCUUGCCCUGUUGGCUCAACUUACAAGAAGACUCGAGGCUACCGAAAGAUCUCCGGGGACACUUGUACAGGUGGAGACAUCGAGUCGCGGCUCGAAGGGGAGCUGGUACCCUGCCCACUAGCUGAGGAGAACGAGUUCAUUCUCUACGCCACCCGCUACUCCAUCCACCGCUACGACCUGGCCUCCGGCGUCAGCGAGGAGCUGCCCCUGGCCGGGCUGCGCGGGGCGGUCGCCCUCGACUUUGACUACGACCACAACUGCUUGUACUGGGCCGAUGUCACCCUCGACAUCAUCCAGCGUCUUUGUCUCAAUGGCAGCUCUGGGCAAGAAAUAAUCGUAAGCACUGGGCUGGAAACAGUGGAAGCUUUGGCCUUUGAACCUCUCAGUCAGUUGCUGUAUUGGGUCAACGCCGGGAUUCCCAAAAUUGAGGUUGCCAAUCCAGAUGGAGACCUGCGACUCACUGUCCUCAAUUCCUCAGUACUUGAACGUCCCAGAGCCCUCACUCUGGUUCCCCAAGAUGGGCUGAUGUUCUGGACAGACUGGGGAGACUCCAGAGCUGGCAUUUACAGAAGCGACAUGGACGGGUCAGCAGCCAGCUGCAUCGUUUCGGAGGGCGUGCGGUGGCCGAAUGGCAUUUCCGUGGACGACCGCUGGAUCUACUGGACCGAAGCCUAUAUGGACAGGAUCGAGAGGGUUGAUUUCAAUGGGAUGCAGAGAUCUGUGAUCCUGGACACACUCCCUCACCCCUACGCUAUCGCUGUCUUUAAGAAUGAAAUCUACUGGAACGACUGGUCACAGCUGAGUAUUUUCAGAGCAUCCAAAAACAGCGGCUCAAAAAUUGAGAUCCUAGUCGGGCGAUUAAAUGGAAUCAUGGAUAUGAAAAUCUUUUACAGAGGAAAGACAACAGGGGAGAACGCCUGCAUCGCUAAGCCCUGCAGCCUGCUCUGCUUGCCCAAGUCAAACAACGGCCGGAGCUGCAAGUGCCCCGAGGGGGUGUCCAGCACCGUGCUGCCCACUGGGGAGGUGAGGUGCGACUGUCCUCACGGCUAUGCCAUGAAGAACAACACCUGCAUAAAGGAAGAAAACACGUGUCUGCCAAACCAGUACAGAUGCUUCAAUGGGAACUGCAUAAACAGCAUUUGGCAGUGUGACAACGAUAAUGACUGUGGGGACAUGAGCGAUGAGAAGAACUGCCCCACCACCGUGUGCGACACCGACACCCAAUUCCGCUGCCAGGGCUCGGGGACCUGCAUCCCGCUGUCCUACAAGUGCGACCUGGAGGAUGACUGCGGCGACAACAGCGACGAAAGUCACUGUGAGGCUCACCAGUGCAGAAACGAUGAAUUCAGCUGCAGCUCAGGGAUGUGCAUUCGUCUCUCCUGGAUGUGUGAUGGUGAUAACGAUUGCAGGGACUGGUCAGAUGAAGCAAACUGCACUGUAUAUCACACCUGCGAGGCCUCCAGCUUCCAGUGCCAGAACGGCCACUGCAUCCCGCAACGCUGGGCCUGCGACGGCGACGCCGACUGCCAGGACGGCUCCGACGAGGACCCUGCCAACUGCGAAAAAAAGUGCAACGGCUUCCAGUGCCCGAACGGCACUUGCAUCCCGACCAGCAAACACUGUGAUGGCAUCAAUGACUGCUCUGACGCCUCAGACGAGCAGCACUGUGAACCCCUGUGCACUCGCUACAUGGAUUUCGUGUGCAAGAACCGGCAGCAGUGCUUGUUUCACUCCAUGGUGUGUGAUGGCAUCAUCCAGUGUCGAGAUGGCUCAGACGAAGAUGCCAACUAUGCUGGCUGCUCCCAGGACCCUGAGUUCCACCGGACCUGUGACCAGUUCAGCUUCCAGUGCCAGAACGGUGUGUGCAUCAGCCUGGUGUGGAAGUGUGAUGGGAUGGACGACUGUGGCGAUUACUCCGAUGAAGCAAACUGUGAAAACCCAACAGAGGCCCCAAACUGCUCCCGGUACUACCAGUUCCAGUGCGGGAACGGGCACUGCAUCCCCAACCGGUGGAAGUGCGACGCUGAGAACGACUGCGGGGACUGGUCCGACGAGAAGGACUGUGAGGGUUCCCCAGUUCAUCCUGUUACUACAUCAGUCCCACCAACGUGUUUACCCAACCACUUCCGCUGCAACAGCGGCGCCUGCAUCAUGAACAGCUGGGUCUGCGACGGCUACAAGGACUGCGCCGAUGGCUCUGACGAGGAAGCCUGCCCGACUUCACGUAAGCUUCUCUCUUCCUCACCCCUUUCUGUAGCAGCAUGGCUGCAAGGUCGCUGCAGCCGGUUAGAGUUCGAGUGCCAGCAGCUGCACAAGUGCAUCCCCAACUGGAAGCGGUGCGACGGCCUCCGGGACUGCCAGGACGGCACGGACGAGAGGAACUGCCCCACUCACAGCACCCUGUCAUGCCCCAAUGGUUAUCGAUGUGAGGACGGGGAGGCCUGCAUUAUGGCGACCGAGCGGUGUGAUGGAUAUCUGGACUGCUCAGACAGCAGCGAUGAGAAUAACUGUACUGAUGACACGAUCGUGUACAAAGUCCAGAACCUGCAGUGGACGGCCGACUUCUCCGGUGAUGUCACUCUGACGUGGGCUCGCCCAAAAAGAAUGUCCUCAACCUCUUGUGUCUACAAUGUCUAUUACAGGAUGGUCGGUGAAAGCAUUUGGAAGAUUUUGGAAACCCACAGCAACAAAACGAACAGCGUUUUGAAAGUCCUCAAGCCUGACUGUACCUAUCAGGUGAAAGUCCAAGUGCAGUGUCUCAGCCGAGUCUACAACACCAACGACUUCAUCACCCUCCGGACACCCGAAGGACUACCCGAUGCUCCCUUUAACCUUCAGCUGUCCCUGAAAAAAGAAGCUGAAGGAGUGGUGAUGGGCUUCUGGAGCCCCCCUGUGAACGCCCACGGCCUCAUACGGGAAUUUAUUGUGGAAUACAGCAGCAGUGGAUCCAAGGAGUGGUCGUCCCUUAGAACCACCAAGAACUACACUGAGAUCACGAACUUACAGGUCAACACAUUGUACACAGUUAGAGUUGCUGCAGUAACUAGUCGAGGAGUGGGAAACUGGAGUGAUUCAAAAUCCAUAACCACCGUAAAAGGCAAAGUCAUUCCUCCACCUGUCAUACAUGUUGAAAGCUACAGCGAAGACUCUAUAAGUUUCAGUCUAAAAAUGUCUACUAAUAUUAAGGUCAGGGGGUAUGUUGUGAACAUCUACUGGACAUUCGAUACACACAGACAGGAAAAAAGGACUCUGGUCAUAGAAGGAGAAAAGUCCAUCCAAAAAGUGGCAAAUUUGACAGCACACACCCCCUAUGAAAUCUCUGCUUGGGCUAAGACGGAGCUAGGCGACAGCCCUCUGUCUUUUGUACAUGUGGUGACCAGUGGCACAAGACCUGCGUCGCCGAGUCUCAAAGCCAAGGCCAUCAACCAGACGGCGGUGGAGUGCAGCUGGACUGGACCGAGGAAUGUCCUCUAUGGCAUCUUCUAUGCCACAUCCUUCCUAGAGCUGUACAGAAGCCCUCACAACACCACCACGACCUCCCACAACAUCACGGUGCUCGUACAGCGGGAUGAGCAGUACCUCUUUCUGGUCCGUGUGAUGUCUCCCUACCAAGGGCCACCGUCCGACUACGUUGUGGUGAAGAUGAUCCCUGACAACCGGCUUCCCCCCCGGCACCUCCACUCGGUGCACACCGGCAAGACAUUCGCGGUCAUUAAGUGGGAAUCGCCCUAUGAUUCGCCCGACCAGGACAUGUUAUAUGCUGUUGCAGUUAAAGAUUUAGUGAGAAAAACAGAUAAAAUCUACAAAGUGAAAACCCGGAACAGUACGGUGGAGUACACCAUCAAGAAACUUGAACCAGGAGGCAAAUACCACGUGAUUGUCCAACUGGGAAACAUGAGCAAAGAAUCCAGCAUGAAGAUCAACACAGUUCCGCUGUCAGCACCAGACGCCUUAAAAAUUAUAACAGAAAACGACCAUAUUCUGCUUUUUUGGAAGAGUUUGGCAUUAAAGGAAAGUAAUUUCAAUGAAAGCCGGGGUUAUGAGAUUCACAUGUUUGACAGCUUGAUGAACAUCACAGCUUAUCUGGGGAACACCACAGAAAACUUCUUCAAAGUUUCCAACCUGAAGAUAGGUCACAACUACUCAUUCACCGUCCAGGCCAGGUGCCUGUACAGCGGGCAGAUGUGCGGCGAGCCAGCCACGCUUCUCUACGACGAACUAGGAACUGGUGAAGACGCCUCCGCAGCGAAAGCUGGUAGAUCCACGGAUGUCGCAGCCAUCGUGGUACCGGUGCUGUUCCUGUUGCUGGUGACCCUGGGCAUUGGCUUUGUGGUGCUGUACAUGAGGCACAGGCGGCUGCAGAACAGCUUCACUGCCUUUGCAAACAGCCACUACAGCUCCCGCCUGGGCUCGGCCAUAUUCUCCUCCGGAGACGAUUUAGGAGAUGAGGAUGAUGAAGCCCCAAUGAUAACCGGAUUUUCAGAUGAUGUUCCCAUGGUCAUCGCAUGAAGCGCGUUUCUGACUGUACAAACCAAAUGGUGUAAAUAUUUUAUUUGAUAAAAAUAGUUGAUUGUUUAUUUUAAAAAUGCACUUUGAGUUGCAAUAUGUUAUUUUUAUAUGGGCCAAAAAAAAUUUUAAAAAUACACUUUGUAGUGAUCAACUGUGAAUUGCAGACUAGGUUGGUUUAGCAACAAAUUGCUUCGAUUUAACAUUAAUUUAGUCUUACAAGGCUAUGCUUGCUGGGCAUGCUUUUAAGUCUGUGAGAUUUUUCGUUGACUAAAUUGGCUACUCAUUUUAUUUUUCUAAGACAAGAAUAAAUUUAUUUAAAAAAAUUCAGGAGAUUAUAUAUGUAGAGAGAGAUAAGUAAUAUAGUCCCUGAAGGUUUUGCUUUUACUUUAAAAAAAAAAAAA